AUGUUAGCCAGGUUGGGGCUCUUGUCGUGUUUGCUGCUCCAUGGAGUCAUGAAAUGCUCUGGUGCAAGCCUUGAGUCCCAUGCGAUGAAUUUUGUGCAGAGGAAGGCCCUUGCGCGAUUUGCUCCACCAUCGAUGCUUUCCUCAGCUGAGCACACCGGGGCCAAGCCCUGGGAUGUACACAAGUAUCUUGCUGUGGUACACCACAAGGCAGGUGUUUUUCUCAUGAUCACGUUAUGGACGCAAAUCUUCACGGCGCUUGGUGCAGUGGACAGCAACAUGGGUGUGUGGCAGCAGCCCUGCUACGCCAACACCUCUUGCCAGAACCCAGGGGCACCAAUCCAGUUCUGGAUCGACUUGUAUUCCCCUGCAAGAGCGCAGAAAGCUAGGGAAGCUGCAGGUCCUCAAGGUCUGCGUGUGCUGGGACCUGUGCGAGAUCCGGUGUCCAUGAUCGUCUCUGCCUACUGUUAUCAUCACCGUGGAAAAGAGCCAGGUAACAUCAUGUUCCCUUCAGACUUGAUGAUGUCUUUGGGGCCCAAAGAAGGUUUGAUCUUUGUAGCAGAGCGCAUGCUGCAGAUGGUUGAAAACAUGACGGGCGUGUUCGAGCAUCCGUCGAACGACACUUUUCGAUUGGACUUUGAGAAGGUCACUAGCUCCCCCGAGCUCUUCGACCAGGAGAUGGAGAAGGUGGUUGACUUUCUGUUCAAGGGCCUCAUAACACCAGAUGAGCGCAGUAAGGUUAUCAAUGGAACCAAGAUAGCAGAUUUGCGUCAGAAUCCAAGCUCAGGUGACCAUGCGAAUGAUCCCAUGUGCGAGGCAGAGGUUAGCAAGUAUGUGCCCAUGUUGCCGGCUACUCUGUUGGGGCGAUAUCGUUCUUUUCAGCAGAGGCUAGGAUAUGCAGCUGUGUAG
Molecule: messenger RNA, 906 nt
Organism: Symbiodinium pilosum
Lineage: Eukaryota; Dinophyceae; Suessiales; Symbiodiniaceae
Source: the annotation of a GenBank genome assembly